Messenger RNA from Siniperca chuatsi (mandarin fish), 1870 nucleotides. RefSeq names its product starmaker (gene stm). The record is from RefSeq and is a predicted model, not a curated record. NCBI's taxonomy places the organism in Eukaryota, Metazoa, Chordata, Actinopteri, Centrarchiformes, Sinipercidae. Bases 119 to 1447 code for a protein of 442 amino acids. The transcript has 16 exons.
GGAGGAGAGAGUCUAAAUAUAUAAAAAGCUGCUGCUCUCUUUCAGCUGAGUUCAGAAACUCAACACUGAAGUUUCGUCACAUUAAAGUUUGUUUCCUGUCGACCUGCCGAACAACAACAUGUUCCAACGGUGUGUUGUGUUGAUGCUCGUUGUUCUUGCUGGUAUUUCUCUCGCAGCUCCAGUCUCAGAGGGACCAACAGAUGACGAGAGAAGCGUUGCGCUGCUAGCUCACCUGAACGAAGGAACUACAGGUGAACUUGUGACCUCACAGCCAGGUGCUGCUGACAGCACAGGCUCUGAUGAACAAACUGAAGCUCCCUCAGAAUCAGAUGAGACGACUGAAUCACCAGGUGCUGCUGACAGCAAAGACUCUGAUGAACAGACUCAAGGUGGAAACAGUCAGCAGAGCUCUACUGAAUCUGAAUCUGAAGCUGCUGACAGCCGCGACUCUGUUGAAGCAUCUGAAGCUCCUUCAGAUUCAGAUGAGACAACUGAAGCAGAAGACACUGAGGACGAUGCAGCUGAUGUAGAAAGUGACAACAACAGUGACAACGACUCAAUUGAGAACUUGGAAACUGACUCUGAGACUGAGGCUAAGACUGAGGCUAAGACUGAGACUAAGACUGAGGCUAAGACUGAGGCUAAGACUGAGACUGAGGCUGACUCUGCGGCUGAGGCUGACUCUGAGACUGAGGCUGACUCUGCGGCGGAGAUUGACUCUGAGACUGAGGCUGAGGCUGACUCUGAGACUGAGACUGAUUCUCAGGCUGUGACUGACUCUGAGACUAAGACUGAGACUGACUCUGAGGCUGAGUCUGACUCUGAGGCUGAGUCUGAGGCUGAGACUGAGACUGAUUCUCAGGCUGAGACUGACUCUGAGACUGAGACUGAUUCUCAGGCUGAGACUGACUCUGAGACUGAGACUGACUCUGAGGUUACCACAGCAGACAAAGAUGACGACAGCAUGGAGGAGGACAUAGAGGAGGGGGGGGAGGCAGGGAGUGAGGAGCCAGCAGGGGAGGAGAUGGUGAGGGAGGUGCGAGAUGACAUAAGAGAAACAGAAAUGUCAGAGGAGGUGGAACCAGCAGAGGGAGAGCAGGAGGUAAUCUCAGAGGAGGACAAGAGUGAAGGGAACGACGACAGCAUGCUCGAGGACAAAGAUGAGGACGCUGAACCCCAGAGUGACGAAGACAGUGACAUGAGUCAGACUGACAGUGACGUUGAAGCUGAGCCUGAAAAUCAGGACAGUAGUGACAUGCUGGACUCUGAGGUCACUGAGGAGAACGAGGAGGUGAACCAGGACGACUCUGCAAAGUCAGAUACAGAGGAACCUGAGGAGCAGAGUCCGGAAUCUCCAGACUCCACUGAAGCCACACCUGCUGACCAACCGGACCAACCGGACCAACCUGAUGACUCCACCCCCGCCACCACAGAGGCCAUGAAUUAGAUGCUCGGCCUCUGAACUGUGGAAGCUCAGCGACUCCAGAGCCAACCCCACAGUGGAAUACUGUUGCCAUGACAACAACAAAGACAACAACAACAACAAGCUAAACUGUAACUAAACUUCAAAACUUUGUUUUUGAUCCUCAGCUUGUUACUUAUUCGUUGUCUCCAUUUUCUUCUGGCUGCUUUAGUUUUCCACCAAUCGACUGUCUGUGUCUCUUUAAUGUGUCUCACUCUCUGCCUGUCUGUCUGCCUUCAGUCUAAUGCUGCUGAUCUGAGAUCUGCUCUGUGUGUUAAAGUGUUCAUACAGUCAUCGUUUACUUUGCAAACAUUAAUGACUUGUUAAAGUAACGAUAGAGUCAAAUGAUUGUCUGUCCACAGAGGAACUGCUAAUAAAGUUUUGAACUGUCAGAAACUUCUCUCACUG